Ilyonectria robusta is the source of this 1614-nucleotide messenger RNA. RefSeq lists its product as uncharacterized. The transcript is spliced from 2 exons. The record is from RefSeq and is a predicted model, not a curated record. Bases 1 to 1614 code for a protein of 537 amino acids. Lineage: Eukaryota; Fungi; Ascomycota; Sordariomycetes; Hypocreales; Nectriaceae.
AUGGUUGAAGAUGGCAGACACGAGAAAUGGAAGAGUCCCAGCUUGGAUAAUGACAUGGUGGACCGUCUUGGAGACAACACCCGAUCGCUCAAGGAAAUUAUUGAAGACAUCCAAGUGAUUAUCACCAAUCUACAAAAAGGCCUGGAAUGCUUCAACUGCUUGGAUGAAGAAAAGCAACACGAUGAGCGACUCAAGGACACAGUAAGAAGGGUGAGAGAUCGCAUAGUCAUCCUUUUUGACAAGUCCAAGUUCGAAAAAUGGACCGGUGAACUCCGAGACAGCAACAACGACCUCAAGCUCCUCCGUGAGCAGAUGGGUGAACUUUGCAAGCCCAUGACGCGUACGCGCCCAUUCCUGCAUUAUCCGUAUUCCGUCCAGAAACUGCACAAGCACACUUUCAAUUACUACCUGAACACGAGGCAAGCUUCCCAAGCACUUCACAAGGCAUUUUGCACUGCCUGGUCAACACCGGACUCAGCCCAUUUUCGACACAUGGUCAGGCUUUUCCUCGAGACUAAACGUCCUGAUGAAGUCCAGUUAGAUUUGACUAUUUCAUGUCUUGAGAACGAAUCCAAGCCAGAGAAAGGGAAGAAUACACCAUUAACCGCGUUUUCGAUACCCAGUCUGGUACUGGCAAACAUGAUCACCGUCCACGUCAAAUCAACGGCCACAAUGAUCCUAAGCCCGAGUUUCUUUGCGACGUGUCCGGAUUUCGACAAGACCUCUCGAAAGCGGCGGCGUGUUGUAGGAUUUGCAGAUGAAGUUGCCAGCCAAAGUAUAAGCGAUUUGACGUUGACGGAAUCGUCAAGCGCAAUGGUCUUGGACCUUCAAAACACCCAGCAUUUCUGCUCGAAACUGCUUCCUAAGGAUGCCCACCAUCACUCGGGACUUGUUCGGAAAAGAUGUCAUGAAGAAAAAGCCCACACUGCUACGUGUAUUGGAUAUUUGGACUCGUGGGCCCAUAACGAGUAUCGACACUCAUUCUUCCCAUGUUGCGAGGGCGUCUGCAAUCCAAGCGUCUGCAAGAGGGAUAUUAAAUCUUCGGGACUGACGCGAAUGGAUGAAAUACUCGCACGCCCUCGCAGUGAGGAGAUCUCUGUUCCCGAGCAACUUCAGCUAGCAUUGCGUCUAGUCUCUGCUGUAUUGCGAUUCAAUUCAACACCGUGGCUCGGGGAAUGUUGGGGCUUGCAGGACCUGUACUUCUUCGAACAGGACUCUGACCUUGCUGCCUCAUUGAAGACACUGCAUAUAAGUGUUGAUUGGUCACAGAGAUCUGCAGGAGAACUUAUGGAAGUGGACACAGCUGGCGACUUAAAGUCCUUUGAAGACGCAAAGUUAGUCCAUGGGAUUCACAAUGCUACGGUUUACAACCUUGGUGUGGCAUUGCUGGCCAUCGGGCGUUGGGCUCGCGUUGACUCGAAUGAUGUCCUGCAAGUUCGGCGGAUGGCAUCUCAAGCAUGUCCACUUGGUCCGAAGUAUCAAGAGAUGACCCAGAAGGUUCUCGAGUGCGACUUUGGCUGUGGCAAAGACCUGAGCAAGCCUCAAUUACAACAGGCUAUAUACGAUGGGAUUAUGCUUCAGCUGGAGUCCAUGAUAUCGAGCCUUAGCAUAUAG